AUGAGAGUAACCGCGGUAUGUGCGGCGUUGCUCGCUCUAGCACUCGUCAUCGGGACUUCCAGAUCCCACCCGCUCGAAGGGAAUCGAAAACCAAGAUCCAAAGCGGGAACCGUAUCUUAUUCGGGCUAUAAACUCUUCCGCACCGACGUCCCGCUGCCCCAGUUGCCUGUCGUCGACUCCUUGGAUUCUUCUGACGGCGUGGACGUGUGGUCGUGGCGCUACAACGACCAGAGGCUGGAGUACGAGUUGGAUGUGCUGACACCUCCGGAUGCGGAACAGCAGGUAAAACAGGUGUUCUCCGACUACCAACUGAAUUACCAGGAGGUUAUCGAGGACCUCCAGAGUGCCAUUAACGAGGAAUUGGAAGAGGAUGUAUUUUUGUGGAACCGACCCGCCCAUCCCAUGACGUGGGAGAAAUAUCACUCCACCGAAGACAUGGACCAGUUCCUCGACUACUUGGAAGGCCGUUACUCUCACCUCGUCAGCCUCAUCGAGAUCGGCCAGAGCUUCGAGAACAGAACCCUGCGCGUCGCCAAGGUUUCCACGGGGGGGGAGAACAAGCCCGCCAUCUGGAUCGAUGGAGGCAUCCACUCCAGGGAAUGGGUGUCCCCGGCCACAGCCAUGUUCAUCCUGCACCGCCUCGUCGAGUUCAACUGGGAGGACCAUGAGAUUAUCAAUGAGUUCGAUUGGUACAUUCUUCCCUUGGCCAACCCCGACGGCUACGAGUACACCCGCCACCACGACCGCCUUUGGAGGAAGACUCGAUCCAUCAACCCGGAAAUGCCCGGGUGUGUCGGGGUAGACGCCAACCGCAACUUCGGGUAUCGCUGGAUGGAAGGCGGGUCCUCGAGUAACCCUUGCAGUGACAUCUACGCCGGCCCGACUGCCUUCUCCGAGCCCGAAACGAGGGCUAUUAGGGACUUCUUGAUCGAGAAUAAGGAUCAGCUGAAGGUGUACCUGUCCAUACACGCUUAUUCCCAAAUGUGGAUGCUUCCCUGGGGAUUCAGUCAGGAAAGGCCUGAGAACUAUAAGGACAUGUAUGAAGUGGCACUGAAUGCUACGAGCGCCCUGGAGGAAUCUUAUGGCACUAAAUACCGCAUCGGAAGCAUCCCCGAGUUGCUCUACGUGGCGACAGGAGGCUCCGGAGACUACGCCCUGGGAUCUGUUGGCAUUCCUUACUCCUACUCUCUCGAACUCCGCGAUCUGGGGCGCUACGGUUUCAUCCUGCCAAGAGAACAAAUCCUGCCAACAGUUCGGGAAACCUACGACGGAAUCAAGGCCAUGGCAAAGGCUGUCUCCGAAAAGCUCCAGGUCUCUAACAGCACGAGCGUUGGGGUAUAAUAGGAACGCAAUAGUAACGUUAUGAAGAAGUUAUCUACCCCAGAGCGCCCUUGUCCUCUCGUGUCAAGACAGUAGCCUGUCAUUCCCCACUAAAACUCCUU
Molecule: messenger RNA, 1442 nt
Organism: Penaeus indicus
Lineage: Eukaryota; Metazoa; Arthropoda; Malacostraca; Decapoda; Penaeidae
Product: carboxypeptidase B-like
Exons: 8
Coding region: 1-1341 (446 amino acids)
Biological process (GO): proteolysis
Molecular function (GO): zinc ion binding; metallocarboxypeptidase activity
Source: RefSeq, a predicted model, not a curated record